UUAAAAAAAAAUCGAGAGAGAGAGAGAGAGAGAGAGAGGGGAAAAAAUACGGGCUCUGGAUCUAAUACCCUGCUCGAGUCCUCCGAUCUCCGUCGCUAUCUGCGAGCUCUGCUAUCUCCAUCUCUCUCUCUUUCCCUCCCCCUCCUCCGGCGGGUCCUCAGCCGUCAGCAGCCACUUUGAUCUGAUCUCCCCGACAGAUCCGUUUCGCGGUUCUCCUUCCGCGGAUUGAAGUCCCCGCGGGAUUUUUGGUGCGGCACAGCUACACAGCUGAUAUUUUCCCUCUUGGUCGAGUUUAGGCUGAUCCUGCCGGUGUAGCGCACUGGUCUGAUCGCUUUGUUCGGUAAUCCUCAGUCUCGAUCGUUCUGUUUCGGUAGGGCCGGCUUGAUUUGGGAAUCGAAUUUGGUGCGGAGCGGAGUGGAGCGAGUUGUUUAGCUCGGGGACUGCAUAAUUGAGCUCCCAGUAGCUCGGGUUUGUCGCGGGUAUAUUUAUGGGAGUGUAGUUCAAAUUCAGUUGGAUAAAGUAACUUUAUAUUAUUCAAUGGGGACUGAAAAUCCGGGUCGUCCGGCGUAUCCAGGAAGGCCUGCCACUACACCUUUUGGAGCUCCUCCUCCUCCGAACGUGAGACCCUUUUCAUCCACUCCGCCUAUACCUGGAUCAGGGCCAUCCACAUUUAGACCGACUACGGCACCUCCUUCUCAGGCUAAUACACCCUUUGCAUCCUCUGGUCCUAUGGCUGAAACAGAAGCUCCUGGAUUUCAGCCCCGGCCUCCAUCUACAUUCAGCAACCCAUCUGCAGCUCCUCCCCCAGCGCUGCCAUCAUAUGGGUCUCCUGCCCCAGGUGCUCGGAAUUUUCAGCGUUUCAGCACUCCACAGUUCACCCAAGCCCCACAAGGGCCACCUGCACGUCCCCCCACAAUGGGGCAGGCACCAUUCGGUACUCCGCCUGCAGCUCUAGUACCUGGUGCUCCGCCCGCGUUCCGUCCAACAGCGAAUGUACCUGCAGUGCCGAUGGGCUUGCCUCCUCAAAGAGCAACCUAUGCACCCCCGGGUGGGAGUGUUCCCCAGUUGCCAUCAGAAUCAGUGCCCUCUGUUCCCAGGCCAAAUUUUCAGCAAUCAUAUCCUGCAGCUGAUCCAUCAGUUCCUACUGGCCGCCCCACUGUUCCACCACUUUUUCCUGGGUACCCUAACCAGCGGCCCCACGCACCUCCACCAGCAACCCUGUCACAGUCUCCUUUUGCUGCUCGUCCGGCAGGUGAUGUGCCAGCACCUGUUGUAGCUUCACCAUUUCAAACACAUCAAGGAGGCUAUGUCCAACCACAUACAGUGCCAGCUCCAUUUGGCAUGCCUCCUAGGGAUCCGAUGCAGCAUUCUGCCUCUGGACCUCCUUCAAAUGCUAUGUAUGGCCUCAUGGAAGACUUCAAUUCUCUUUCCAUUGGGUCUGUUCCUGGAUCUUUGGACCCUGGAGUUGAUUCUAAAGCUUUGCCAAGGCCACUAGAUGGGGAUGUGGAGCCAACUUCAUUUAGAGAGAUGUUCCCCCUAAAUUGCCACUCUCGCUACCUGCGUCUUACAACUAGUGCUAUACCAAAUUCUCAAUCCCUGAUUUCGAGGUGGCAUUUGCCUCUUGGAGCGGUUGUUUGCCCACUUGCGGAAGUUCCUGAGGGGGAGGAAGUUUCCAUAGUCAAUUUCGCCUCAAGUGGUAUUAUUCGUUGCAGGAGAUGUCGGACCUACAUAAAUCCAUACGUGACGUUUACUGAUGCAGGAAGAAAGUGGCGUUGCAACAUUUGUUCUCUACUUAAUGAUGUACCCGGCGACUACUAUGCCCCUUUAGAUGCAAUGGGCAAAAGAGUUGAUUUUGAUCAGCGACCUGAGCUUGCAAAGGGUAGCGUUGAAUUUGUUGCUCCAACUGAGUAUAUGGUUCGACCUCCAAUGCCACCGCUAUACUUUUUCCUCAUCGAUGUGUCCGUAUCUGCAGUUAGAAGUGGUAUGAUUGAGGUCGUGGCACAAACUAUAAGGUCGUGCUUAGAUGAUCUUCCUGGCUUUCCAAGGACACAGAUUGGCUUCAUUACUUAUGACAGCACAAUACAUUUUUAUAACAUGAAGUCAUCCUUGACUCAACCCCAAAUGAUGGUUGUCUCGGAUCUGGAUGAUAUCUUUGUUCCACUGCCAGAUGAUCUCCUUGUCAACCUGUCAGAGUCUAAGACUGUCGUGGAAACGUUUUUGGAUAGCCUACCAUCAAUGUUUCAAGACAACGUGAAUGUAGAAUCUGCCUUUGGUCCUGCUCUUAAGGCUGCGCUCAUGGUUAUGAGUCAACUUGGAGGGAAAUUGCUUAUUUUUCAGAAUACACUUCCCUCUCUUGGUGUUGGCCGCUUGAAGUUGCGAGGGGAUGAUGUUCGUGUUUAUGGAACAGAUAAAGAGCCUGCUUUGAGAACACCAGAAGAUCCAUUUUAUAAGCAAAUGGCUGCUGAUCUCACCAAGUAUCAAAUAGGAGCUAAUGUAUAUGCAUUCAGCGACAGAUACACUGACAUAGCCUCAAUAGGGACCCUGGCAAAGUACACUGGUGGUCAAAUUUAUUACUACCCGGCUUUUCAAUCAGCUUCUCAUAAGGAGAAGCUUAGACAUGAGUUAGCCCGAGACCUUACAAGGGAAACUGCCUGGGAAGCAGUCAUGCGUAUAAGAUGUGGAAAAGGUAUUCGCUUCACAUCUUAUCAUGGGAACUUUAUGUUGAGAUCCACCGACUUGUUAGCGCUUCCUUCGGUGGAUUGUGACAAAGCAUAUGCUAUGCAAUUAUCCCUUGAAGAGACAUUGCUAACAACUCAGACAGUAUAUUUCCAAGUUGCUCUUUUGUAUACUGCUUCUUGUGGGGAGAGGCGUAUCAGAGUACACACUGCAGCAGCACCAGUGGUGACUGAUUUAGGAGAGAUGUACCGACAAGCAGACACAGGAGCUGUCAUAUCUUUGUUCACUAGACUAGCCAUUGAGAAGACCCUGUCACAUAAGUUGGAGGAUGCUCGGACGGCAGUGCAACAGAGGAUAGUCAAGGCCCUCCGGGAGUACAGGAAUCUACAUUCGGUGCAGCAUCGUUUAGGAGGGAGGAUGAUAUAUCCGGAGUCUUUGAAGUAUUUGCCUUUGUAUGGUUUGGCUCUCUGCAAAUCAACAGCCCUGCGAGGAUCAUAUGCUGAUGCUUCACUCGACGAACGCUCUGCUGCUGGCUUCACCAUGAUGGCAUUACCGGUGAAGAAGUUGUUGAAGCUACUAUACCCCAAUUUACUUCGUAUAGAUGAGUACCUUUUAAAGCCAUCAGCGUCUGCCCAGGAUGCGGAGAGCACUAUGAAAGCUAGGCUGCCAUUGACGAUGGACAGCUUAGAUUCCCGGGGUCUUUAUCUAUUUGAUGAUGGUUUUCGCUUUAUUUUGUGGUUUGGUAGAAUGUUGUCUCCUGAGAUAUCGCAAAAUUUACUGGGCCAUGACUUUGCGGCUGACUUAUCGAGGGUUGCCUUCAGCGAGCGUGACAGUGAAAUGUCCCGUAAAUUGUGUGCUCUGCUUCAGAAAAUUAGGGAGAGCGAUCCUUCUUAUUAUCACCUUUGUCAUCUCGUGAGACAAGGAGAGCAGCCAAGAGAAGCCAUUCUUAUCAUGAGCCUUGUUGAUGAUCAGAUCGGUGGGACAAGUGGCUACGUCGAUUGGAUAAUGCAAAUACAUCGGCAGGUCCAGCAAAAUGCAUGAAAAUCAGAGCUGCAAAAUCUGUUCAGGGCUCUUCAGUGUCCCCUCUCAGUAUUAUACUCUCAGUUGCCAGAGAACCAUUGCCCAGAUUAGCAGAACAUUGGUCUGUUUCACCAUGAGCUUGUAUUUGAUUCGAUUCGCUUCGGUUCGGUUCAAUAAUACUCCGGACUUCUUUCUGGUGCUAUUUGUGUUUCAAUAUUUAAGGACAGAUGAAAUUUUGUUUGCAAUUAGAUAUUCGUUAGUGAUUUUUCUUUUCUGAUUUCGCCCUCUGUACACUCGAUGUCACUUUGUUAUAUAGACGGCACGAUUGGUCUCGUUGUAGGGUCCUGUGGUUUUUCUCAAGUCA
This is a messenger RNA of Punica granatum (pomegranate), 4060 nucleotides long. NCBI's taxonomy places the organism in Eukaryota, Viridiplantae, Streptophyta, Magnoliopsida, Myrtales, Lythraceae. The record is from RefSeq and is a predicted model, not a curated record.